UGGAGAGGUUGGUGUGCCUUGCAGGAAGAGACAGAUAACAGUGAUGAGGACCAGGCAAAGGUACCAGAUUUUUUGCCGAGAUUUUUUCCCCCACUUGUUGUGUUUUUAUAACCUCUACAUUUACCCAGCCAAUUGCUGAAGUCGUUUGAAGUCCGUGACAGUAUAACGGUGCUUAUUCCCCUCCCUUUUCUGCACAUCGAGGAUUCUUUUUUAAAUUUUAGAUUGCCUCAUUUUUUUUCUUCAGCCAUAAAAAGAAUGGAUCGUGACGUGUUGUAAAGAAAAAAUGGAUCAUUACCAGGAGGAGCAGUCGGUAAAUCCUAUUACCGCGCAGCACGGGACAGCGACCAACAGCGACUCCAACUUGGGCAGCGGCCUGACUGACCUCCAGCCACCUGCUUACUUCAAACUGGAGUUCAGGAGAAACGCGGUGACCGAUGACUACAAAAUAACAUCUCAGGUCCUUGGCCUGGGAAUCAAUGGCAAAGUACUGGAGUGUUACUGCAAGAAAACAGGAGAGAAAUGUGCGCUCAAGAUUCUCUACGACACUCCCAAAGCUCGACGGGAGGUUGAGCUGCACUGGCGAGCUUCCGGAGGUCCCCACAUUGUACGGAUACUCAGCCUCUAUGAGAACAUUCACCAUGGAAAGAAAUGUCUCCUCAUUGUUAUGGAAUGCAUGGAGGGAGGGGAACUGUUCAGUCGCAUUCAGGCCAGAGGGGACCAGGCUUUCACAGAGAGAGAGGUGUCGGAGAUCAUGCAUGACAUUGGCAUGGCCAUAGAAUACCUCCACCACAUGGACAUUGCUCACAGAGAUGUAAAGCCUGAAAACUUGCUCUACACAACUAAAGAGAGCAACGCUACUCUAAAGCUGACUGACUUUGGCUUUGCUAAGGAGAUGACGCUGCACAACUCCCUGCAAACUCCAUGUUACACUCCGUAUUAUGUUGCGCCAGAAGUGCUUGGGCCAGAGAAAUACGACAAAUCAUGUGACAUGUGGUCUUUGGGUGUAAUCAUGUACAUCCUACUCUGUGGGUUUCCUCCAUUCUACUCAAACACAAGCCAGGCCAUCUCUCCAGGCAUGAAACAGAGGAUCAGGUUGGGCCAAUAUGAGUUUCCGAACCCAGAGUGGGCAGACGUUUCUGAGGAAGCCAAACAGCUCAUCAUUCAGUUACUGAAGACAGACCCCAGCGAGAGGAUGACCAUUGGACAAUUCAUGAACCAUCCUUGGAUUAGUCAAUCCAUGGUGGUCCCUCAAACACCUUUGUACACCUCUCAGGUUUUGACAGAGGACAAGGAACUAUGGGAAGAUGUAAAGGAGGAAAUGACCAGUGCCCUGGCCACGAUGCGCGUAGACUACGACCAGGUGAAGAUCAAAGACUUGGAUACAUCCAACAACCCUCUGCUGAAGAGACGCAAGAGGCCCGUUCCUCCGGGAGCUGACGGCGUGGAGGAAGCUGACAGAGGGGAUGGAGAUGGAUCAGGAGUGUGUGACAGUCAGAGAGAAGUAUUGUUUUCUGAAGAACAUGGUGACAUGAUCACGGAAGAAAAGUAGCAUUAAAACCAGAGUAGCAACAUUUUCCAUCCACAUAUCAAUUGUUGUACUUUACUCGUUCUUUGUGUUCCUGCACUCACUUUAAAGAAUGCCAUUUAUUUUUAACUCUCACUACUUAAAGUGAAAUAAAAUGUUGUUUUUUAUCUUUUACAUUGGUGUCCUGUCACAUUUUACAUGGCAGCUCAUUUUAUACAGAACACUAAGAGACUUGGAAACUUUACAUUUAUUCUGAUUGUGAGUAAAACAAGAAAAAGCAUUAACCUUAGAGACUUUGUAUAAGCAUUAGGAACUGAUUUUCCUCUCUGUAACCAAUGAAAGACGAUAUGUGGAAGCCAUAAAAGAUAGUCACUUAGGCAAGAUAACAUACAACUAAUUCCUCUUUACAAGUCACAACUGUUUACGUGGUUAUGUCACUGCGCUGUCAAGGGACUAAUAAACCUUGAGAAGUGAA
This is a messenger RNA of Pundamilia nyererei, 2000 nucleotides long. Its product is annotated as MAP kinase-activated protein kinase 2-like. The coding region runs from base 284 to 1549 and encodes 421 amino acids. Lineage: Eukaryota; Metazoa; Chordata; Actinopteri; Cichliformes; Cichlidae. The record is from RefSeq and is a predicted model, not a curated record. Gene Ontology annotation, molecular function: ATP binding; protein kinase activity. Gene Ontology annotation, biological process: protein phosphorylation. The transcript has 11 exons.